CCGCAGUCUUCCAGGCACUGGAGGCUGAGGCUAUGAUGGCGGCAGCGGCUACAGCGGCGGCCCGGAUGCGGACGGAGACGCUGCGAGUCCCGGCGCUGUGGCGGGUGCCAUGGCUGCCGCUGUUACUGUUGCUGGUGGCGGUGGUGACGGCGGCAGAGCAGCAGGUGCCGCUGGUGCUGUGGUCGAGUGACCGGGACUUGUGGGCUCCCGCGGCCGACACUCACGAGGGCCACAUCACCAGCGACAUGCAGCUGUCUACCUACUUAGACCCCGCCCUGGAGCUGGGCCCCCGGAAUGUGCUGUUGUUCCUGCAGGACAAGCUGAGCAUCGAGGAUUUCACGGCAUAUGGUGGUGUGUUCGGAAACAAGCAGGACAGCGCCUUUUCUAACCUGGAGAAUGCCCUGGACCUGGCCCCUUCCUCACUGGUGCUUCCCGCUGUGGACUGGUACGCAGUCAGCACUCUGACCACCUACCUUCAGGAGAAGCUUGGGGCCAGCCCCCUGCACGUGGACCUGGCCACCCUGCGGGAGCUGAAGCUCAAUGCCAGCCUCCCCGCCCUGCUGCUCAUCCGCCUGCCCUACACGACCAGCUCUGGUCUGAUGGCACCCAGGGAAGUCCUCACAGGCAAUGAUGAGGUCAUCGGGCAGGUGCUAAGCACCCUCCAGUCUGAGGACGUCCCGUAUACGGCAGCCCUCACGGCUGUCCGCCCUUCCAGGGUGGCCCGUGAUGUAGCCAUGGUGGCUGGGGGACUAGGUCGCCAGCUGCUACAAAAACAGCCGGUGUCCACUGUGAUCCACCCCCCUGUAAGUUACAAUACCACUGCCCCCCGGAUCCUCUUCUGGGCUCAGAACUUCUCUGUGGCCUACAAGGACCAGUGGGAAGACCUGACACCCCUCACCUUCGGGGUACAGGAGCUCAACCUGACUGGUUCCUUCUGGAAUGACUCCAUUGCCAGGCUCUCAUUGACCUACGACCAUCUCUUUGGGACCACGGUGACAUUCAAGUUCGUUCUGGCUAACCGCUUCUACCCAGUGUCUGCCCGGCACUGGUUUACCAUGGAGCGCCUGGAAAUCCACAGCAACGGCUCCGUCGUCUACUUCAAUGCCUCCCAGGUCACGGGGCCCAGCAUCUACUCCUUCCACUGCGAGUACGUCAGCAGUCUGAGCAAGAACGGCAACCUCCUGGUGGCCCGCACACAGCCCUCACUGUGGCAGAUGACUCUGCACGACUUCCAGAUUCAGGCUUUCAACGUGACCGGUGAGCAGUUCUCCUACGCCAGCGACUGUGCCGGCUUUUUCUCUCCGGGCAUCUGGAUGGGGCUGCUCACCUCCCUUUUCAUGCUCUUCAUCUUCACCUAUGGCCUGCACAUGAUCCUCAGCCUCAAGACCAUGGAUCGCUUUGAUGACCACAAGGGCCCUGCCAUCUCUCUGACCCAGAUUGUGUGACCCCGUGCCAGUGGGGGGGGGGGGUUGUGGUUGUGAUGGUGUCCAGGUUGUCAUUUUCCCACCUUAUGGUACAUGGCACUCAAGAACCCCAUCUUCCUACCAUAGCAUGAACCCCCCAGCUCCCCUCAGCCUGUCUUGCUCCCUCAUCAGCCUGCUGAGGGGCUUCCCCGAGGCUUCUCCCAGCUCUGCUGACAAGGUGUAGAUAUUCUGCAUAGAUUUUAGACCUGUCUCCCGGGGUCAGCCAUGGUAAAGCACAGGGGUCAUUAGUUCUAGGGUCCCCUUUCUCCUCCCCUUAUUUAUUCUUCUCUAUCUACCAUAAGCUCUCACUGUACAUAGCGCUUUUGUGUAGCAAGUUCUCCCUCCCCCACUUUAUGGGGCUCCCUACAGCAGCCAAGAGCUUCAGGUUGCCCGAGUUUGGCAGAAUGUGGAAGUGACCACUUCUGUGUCCCGCUUGGCUGUCGUUGUUGUAUCCUGGUGAUGUUGUGUUAACAAUCAGCAGUAUGCUGGGGUUUAUUUCUGUGACUUCAGAAGGAAGGAACCUCCGUGACAGGUGGGCUGGGUGUGACCACUUCGUUUCAGGAGCGCCUGGCAGGAGCCUGGGGUGCUCCAUUGUCUCCUUCCUAAUAAAAUAAAGAUGGGUCG
Messenger RNA from Lepus europaeus (European hare), 2087 nucleotides. It is a transcript of the gene ATP6AP1, whose product is annotated as ATPase H+ transporting accessory protein 1. Gene Ontology annotation, cellular component: proton-transporting V-type ATPase complex. The transcript is spliced from 10 exons. The record is from RefSeq and is a predicted model, not a curated record. Bases 33 to 1445 code for a protein of 470 amino acids. Lineage: Eukaryota; Metazoa; Chordata; Mammalia; Lagomorpha; Leporidae.